Vitrella brassicaformis is the source of this 1651-nucleotide messenger RNA. Lineage: Eukaryota; Vitrellaceae. The record is from the annotation of a GenBank genome assembly.
CACUAAGGAGCGCCAGUGGGAGUCAUCCAGCACGGAGCGACUGCAGCCAGUGUUUGAGUGAGUAUGGACGAGGAGCAAGAGGAGAUGGAGAGGCUGAACCAGCUUAUCCAACGUACGUACGCAACACGCAGUUGCACGACUGUCUGUCUGUCUGUAUGUCAUCUGUAUGUGUUGACAGAUGAGAGUGAGGAUGUGCUGACAUUCGCUCAAGUGGAGGAGCCGCCCGAAGGGGCGCCUGCUGACCAGGGAAGCCAGGAGGAUAUCUAUGGUGACUUCGGAGAGUACGAUGACGCCUUCCUCGGCAUCGACACACCGCAGUACGUCCCCGCCCCUCCUGCUGAAGCCAUCGGCGAGCCGGCAGGAUCUGACGACCAGGCGGCGGAUGCCGCACCAGGGCGUGCACCGUCCGAUGCACCACCACCAUCAGCAGCAGCAGGAUCAGAGGGUGUGAGUCAUGCCCCUGCAGCGGCAGGCGACGAGGAGGACGACAACACGGGAGGAGUCAUGUUGGGGCUGGAGGGGACGAUGCAGGACUUCCUCCAACACAGGGAACAUGACGCGCCUGCAGCGGCAGCGGCAGCAGCAGCAGCAGGGUCGGGUGUGGGGGGGAUUGGUGUGGCCCCUCGGCUGACGAGGAAGGACUCGAGUCUCACACACCCAGCCGAGCAGCCCAGCGAAUACGCCGAGAAGGCUAGACAGGUCAGUCGGUCGGUGGGUGGGUGAGGUGGUGAGGGGGUGGCUCGGGAGGGACGCCGGGGAAGGAAGAAAGGAGGGCACGCACCAUGGCAUGGCAAGGGAGGGAGGGACAUACAUACUAUGUGUUGUUGGUUUGUCAUGGUGUGUGUGUAGGUGGUGUUGGUUAUGGAUGCGAAUAACGACAAGCCGUGGCGCCAGUCGGGCCAUGACGUGUCGGCAUGGUUCAACUACGAAUUCAACGAAUACUCUUUCAGGGUCAGCCACACACCCCGCCAGCCAGCCAGCCCAACAGGACAGACACGCUAUUAUAUCGACGUGUGCCGUCAACUUCGUCUGUGUGUGAUCGAUUGGUGUGUGUAUUUACUAAUCGCAUUUGUUGCUGGUUUCCUUCCCCAGGAGUACAUCUACCGUCAGAUUGAGCAGCGGUAUCAGCGCAUCGAGAACCGCCAGAUGGACAUGCGGGAAGACGAACCAUUCGCCCCGCCUUUCCAAGGUAGGUAGGGACACAUGUAGAUAUCAAUCACACACACGACCGCUAUGUGUCAACCAACCUCGCACGAUGGAGGCAUCUAGUGGUGCGUCAUUCAUCGGUUGGUUCCCUUGUGUGUGUCUGAUCAGGCCACGCCCCUCAGUUGCGUCCCCCACCUCCUCCCCCGCCGUACCCCCCACCCGACGCUGCUGAUGGAGGGGGCGAUUACAAGAGACGAAGACUCGCAUGACCCACUCACCUCCUGUGUGGGUGCUGCCUAGUAUAUGGGUGCAUUGCAUCCAUGAACCAACAUGGGCGAAAUGAUCGCUCGUCGGACAUCCAUGCCAUACCGGUGUGUAAGUGGUUGCGUCCGUGCUGUGCUGUGCUAUGGACUGGUGUACGUACGUAGACUGGAGGAGGGAGGGAGGAGGGACAUGCUCUGUGUUGGCGGACCGGACACAGCUUGGUGCUCAACCACUAGCCGAU